CUUCCGGUGACGUCAUGAUUUAAAAAUGGAUGCCGCAGUGUUGUUUGUUUUGAUUGUAUUUACCUGGAUUGGCUACCUCAAAGCUGACAUCAUAGUUCAGUCUACUUCCUACUGUUCAAUCUGUACUUACAAUGAAGAGUUCUGCAGAAAUCCAGCCUACGUAAACACCAGAUACCAAUUCUACAACCGCGAUUUUGAAGAUGUCAACUCCAACGUAGGCACCAGCUACCAAGAUGGCAGGAACUGUAUUGUAUCUAUAGAAGCUCAUCCAAACAACCAGAUUGAAGUUCAAAUUGAUUACCUUGCAAUAGACAGUUAUGCUGAGAUGGAUGAUAGGGGAUAUCCUAAAUUCUGCUAUGAUUAUCUAAAGCUUUAUAAUGGUCCAACACCUGACAAUGCCAAGAUGUUCCCCAAUAUUCCUCCCGCUGGUAUAUGUGGGAAGAAGAAUUCACCUGCAGACAUGGCAGAUCUCCAGAUAUUCAAGACAACUCAAAACCAUCUGACAGUCCAGUUUGUUACCGACGGUCGGAAAGAGAGCUUUGGCGGGUUCAAGUUGAGGAUUUCCCAGUAUCCAUACUCGAAUGCAGGGAACCUGUACCCCUCUGGGGGUAACUUAGGAGGUUGGAAUGACGGUUCCUAUAAUGAGUUCCAGGUGUACUGGGAUCAGAAAGACGUGAUUCCUGGAGGAGUGUUCCCGGGGAUAGGGGGCAAUGACUACAGUGAGGAGGCGGGCGGUAUAGAGUGUUAUGACUGUAAUUUCUGUCCACUAGAGCCUUUUGAUCCUGUACAGUUAUCAAUCAGCACAAGAUCAGGAUGUCAUGUCUGCUCGAAGGAAUUUGACAAUAGUUACCAAAAUGCAAGGAGACAGUGCUAUUCACAAACAGACUACACAUAUUUGUUGGAAAGUUUAUCUGAUGGAAUAGACAAGGUGGAGAGCUACAGUGGCUGUAAGCAAUUUGUGACCCAGUACGGUCGCACUGUCAACUAUUGUUUCUGUCAGGAAGACAAAUGCAACAGCAGUACCACACUACUAUACAACUGGACGUUCCUGUUACUCUGUGUCAUAGCUACAGCUGUAUGGCCUUCAUUGCUUUAACACUGGUACCACCCUCUGGUACAACUGCACUGGUUCCUGUUACUCAAUGUUAUAGGGAAUAUACCGUUUACCAGGACAUUUUCGCCCAGUAAAAUUCAUAUUCACCUAGUUUUAAUUUUACUUACAAGAAAAUUGUAUAUGGUAUUCAAUGGGAACACCAUUAAAUCUUCUUUUUAUUACAUUUUUUAAAAGUAACAGGGCGCAAAUAGUGCUGCAUUAGAAAAGUGCAGGAACCGGUAGCAUACUUUUAAAGGACAGCAAGGCAGAGUGUCUUUACAUGAUAAACAUAAAAAUCUGAAAUUGACUGUUAUUCAAAGUUACAUUCUUAACGUGUGAUACAGUGUGAGACAAUAGAAGUAUGUGGAAGAAAGAAAUAGUAAGAUAGAAAAAAGGUGAGAAAGAAAAAUUAGUAAUGAAUGAUGGAGAUAAAAUCCAACAGAAUAGAAAAUGUAAGAAAUAGGUAAGUGAGAAUGAUUAGGAAAGGGAUCUGACUGGUGUCCAAUGUGAAAGUGUUAUUUUUAUAUAAGUUUAAAUUUAAUUAUAAAAUAUUCAUGUUUCUAAUUGAAUUAAAGUAUUGUUGUAGCAACAUAAAUAUGUUUCAUUUGUAAUCUCCAUCCAUCAUUUGUCAUUCAUUUCAUUUCUACAAAUUUUAUUGACAAAAUUAUUUAAGUCAACAGGCAAGCCUGUAUCUCUUAUCAAAUACAAACUGAGAUUAAUUGAUUUUAAGAUACUUCAAAAUGAAAAUUACAAAAUACAUUGCAAGGAAGAGAGAGUUGACUGUCACUUAUAAAUUCAAUGAAACUGGACUCAUACAACAGUUUUAUUUCGUUGUUUUUAUAAUCCAAAGUCUUUAUCGGGGAAUAAGAUCGUAAACAUUGACAAAAAGUCCAAGUGCAACGUUUUUCUCAGAUAAUAAUUAGCCAAUACCGUUGAUCAAGAAAGAUUUAUUCAGUGUGAUAGAAAAUGAAUAUAUAUACAAAUUAUUUCAUACCUCACUUUUUAAUUCAUCCAUCCAUCUACUGUAGAAGUGGAAAUUGUCGCGAUGUGGAAAUGUUGGUGUUUGGUUUUAAUUUAAAAAAAAGAUAAAUUAGCUUGGAAAUAGCCUUACGCGAAAAUAUAUCUAUGUAUUAUACUUAACGAAUUCACGCAAUCUCAUUGGACGAAACUUAUACAAGUGACCCAUUCUCAAAAAAUCCAGUCUUCCGAUGAAUAUCAAUUUCUAAAUAUAGCCACGGACUUAGAUAGCUAAUCUAAUUCCGUGAUAUAGCCUUUAAUCCGUAUACUUCCACCAUUAUUAUUUUAUGUUUGGCAAUCAAAAAUACAUUGUAUGGAUCAACAUGAUUGUUUUCUUAGCCGAGGUGUGUAUAAUUUGAAAGCUACAUAAAACAUGGUUAAUUACAUAAUAGGAAGUUUUUAGAACCAUAGACAGCGCCAAAACAAAUCGACAUUAAUCAGUUAUUAACAGUUACAACGCGGACAUUUCCACACUUUAGAGUUUCCACUUUCACACUUUCACUCAUUCAUCAAUUUACAAAAAAAUCAUUAGAUGAUAUUUUUCCAGAAACGCACUAACUAUAUAUGAUUGGUUAACCAAUGUACAUGUAGAUAAAAUUUUGAUAUGUGCCAUUUUUUAUUGAAUUUAAAAUAAAGAGACAUUUGUUCAAA
Messenger RNA from Mizuhopecten yessoensis (Yesso scallop), 2761 nucleotides. RefSeq lists its product as uncharacterized. Bases 26 to 1096 code for a protein of 356 amino acids. The transcript has 6 exons. The record is from RefSeq and is a predicted model, not a curated record. NCBI's taxonomy places the organism in Eukaryota, Metazoa, Mollusca, Bivalvia, Pectinida, Pectinidae.